CAAAAUGGAGCAAAAGAUGUGAAGAUGAUAACAUUAAAAGGCUGAGGUAUACGAGGUGGCCGAGGCUGCGCGAGCAGCAGACACAAGGCUCUUUACUAGUGGUGAUUAAUACAAAGAAGAAAAUGUCGACAGAAUGCCUAAUGAACCCAGAUUUCCUGAUAGAAUUCAUUGAAAUGUACCGGUCACUUCCAUGCUUAUGGAAAGUGAAGUCUUCUGAUUAUUCCAACAGACAAAAAAAGGCAGAAGCAUAUGAAAAAUUACUCAGUCUUUGUAAAUCUGUUUGUCCCUCCGCCACUGUCGAACUUGUUAAACAUAAGAUUGCAAAUUUGCGAACAGUAUUCAAAAAGGAAUUAAAGAAAGUAGAGUCAUCAAUACAGUCUGGCGCCUCAGGUGAUGAAGUGUAUAUACCUCGGCUCUGGUACUUUGAUCUUCUGAAAUUUACUAUAGAUCAAGAUGCUCAGCCACAGCCACAACCUGUAUACCACUUUCCUGAGGCAUAUGAUGUGCGACAAGAGGAAGAAAACACAGAUGACAGCCUAGAAAGUGCUGGGGAAUGUACAAACUUCUCCCAGGUAAUUAUUGCAAAGAAGAAAAUGUCUACAGAGAUAUUUAUGAAUCCUGAUUUCUUAAAAGAAUUUAUUGAAAUGUAUCGAUCAUUUCCUUGCUUGUGGAAAGUGAAAUGCGCUGAUUAUUCCAACAGACAGAAAAAAGCCGAAGCAUAUGAAAAACUGGUACAUCUUUGUAAGACUGUUUGUCCCUCAGCAACCGUAGAUCUUGUUAAACAUAAGAUUGCUAAUUUAAGAACAGUGUUCAAAAAAGAAUUAAAGAAAGUGGAGUCUUCAAGAAAAUCUGGUGCAUCUGGUGAUGACGUGUACAUACCACGCUUGUGGUACUUUGACAUUCUGAAAUUUACAAUUGAUCAGGAGGAGCAAACUCAAUUUGUGUCCAUCUAUCCUGAGACAUAUGAUAUUCGACAGGAGGAAGAAAACACAGAUGACAGCCUAGAAAGUGCUGGGGAAAAUACAAACAUAGCCCAGGUUUGUAUUCGUACGCCAUCCCAAGAAGUCAUUGAAAGACAGCCCAUACAGAAGCAGCAACAACCACCAAUUCCAAUGCCAAGCCAGAAAAAACGAAAGUCUGUCAACGGUGAUUUGAGUCGACAACUGCUUUCUGAAGCAGCAGCUGUUUUAAACCAAAAAGAAGAUGAAUUUGAUGCAUUUGGUGUCACAGUUGCCGCAAAGCUGCGCAAAAUGGAUGACAAACAGAGACUGUUAUCCGAAGUUCUGAUAACUGAUAUUUUGUUCAAAGGGAUGAUGAAGAAACUCACAGAAGAAUCUAGCAUUUCCCUGUUUCAAAUGCCACACUAUUCUUGUCAGCCACCAAGUUGUUCUAACUCUAUGGACUAUAAUAUUCAACAUACUCAGACAAUGACUUCCCCACGGCAAGAUUACGUUUCCAUUAAUCAUGAAUAUAGCUGUAGUCCUACGCGGUUGAGGGCAAAUCAGUCUUUUUGUAUGUCUCCACUGCCUAAUUCACAUGUUAUAGAACCUUCCCAGUACAAAGAAGAACAUUUAUAACUAGCGCACAUUUGUAACAGUAUGACGUUUAACACUUUUUAGUGUUUUUAUUGGGACACUACAAUUAAAGCUGUUCCUUCUUAGGAUAUAACUUAAGUUGUUUUUAUUACAAAAAUUACAUUUUCUUUUUUAUAUUAAAUUUUAUAAUUAUUACGUCUUUAUAUAUAGUUUUUUGAAGAAAUAAGAAAAAAACUGAUUUUUGUGAAAGAUGUUUUGCAUCAAAGUUGUUACCUUUUAUUAUUUGCGUAUUUAAGCAAAAUCAACCUGAUUGAAAUUGGGGUAGUGAAAAGCAGUUAUAUCCUUUUAUCUUUUCUACCUCUUACUUUAGUAGUCACUACUGCUGUGCACUAAAACUGACCAUGCACAUAAUGUAAAAGUUUGAAAUUGCUGAUUCUGACCACUUCCUUCUACGUUUAGUUUAAAGGGGUACUCCGGUGAAAACCUUUUUAUUUUUUUAUUUUUAUUUUUUUUUUAAAUCAACUGGUGCCAGAAAGUUAAACAGAUUUGUAAAUUACUUCUAUUAAAAAAUCUUAAUCCUUCCUGUACUUAUUAGCUGCUGAAUACUACAGCGGAAAUUAUUUUCUUUUUGGAACACAGUGCUCUCUGCUGACAUCACGAGCACAGUGCUCUCUGCUGACAUCUCUGUCCAUUUUAGGAACUGUCCAGAACAGCAUAUGUUUGCUAUGGGGAUUUCCUUUUACUCUGGCAGUUCCGAAAAUGGACAGAGAUGUCAGCAGACCGCUCUGUGUUUCAAACGGAAAAGAAUUUCCACUGUAGUAUUCAGCAGCUAAUAAGUACAGGAAGGAUUUUUUUUAAUAGAAGUAAUUUACAAAUCUGUUUAACUGGCACCAGUUGAUUUAAAAAAAAAAAAGGUUUUUCACCGGAGUACCCCUUUAAUGCUUUCUCAACACAGUAAUUUUUUGGGAUGGCUUUUUCUUUACCUGGACUUUCCAAGUGCUAAGAUUUUUAUGUUGUCCUCAGCAUAACUGUAUGAGGGAUUGACUUCUGAGGGACAAGUUGCUCUUUUUUUUUUUUAACUAUUUUGUGAACAAUACAGUGUAUUGAACCACUUAAAAAAAAAAAAGUUUGCGGGAUGAAACUUGUUGGUGGUGUUGGGCAAUUAGUGGUAAAACAAAUUCAGUCCUGCUAUUAUAUUUCUGAGUUUUGUUUUCACAGAGUUUACCAGGCAGUAUAAAUGACAUUCUGCAGGUCAGUACAAUUAUGUGAUACCAAAUUUAUAUAGUUUUUGAUGUGUUUUAUUACUUUAAAAAAAAAUUAAAACAGUUUUCUUCUUAAAUAAAAUAAAAAUUCUGAGACCUAACCUAUUUUUCUAUCGAUAGACCUUUUGUGAAAGUUUUUUUCACAGGAUAAGGAGUAGUUUUUAUUGUAACCAUUUUGAGGUACAUAGGAAUUUUUGGUCACUUUUUAAUUGAUUUAUUGGGGAGGAGUCAAAAUGACUGAAAAACUGCAUUGUGGAGUUUUAGUUUAUUUAUUUUAUUAAAUGUCAUUUAGUAUGCAAGAUAAUGUGAUAUUUUAAUAGUUAAUAUAUUUAUGAAUGCAGCAAUACCAGGUGUGUGUAUGUAUACCCCUCAUUUUGUCUUCAGAACUGUCUUUAUUCUUCUUGGCAUACUUUCUACUAGGUGAUGUAAACUUUCCUCAGAUUUUGGUCCAUAUGGACAUGAUGACAUCACGCAGUUGCUGCAGAUUUGUUAGCUGCACAUCUAUGAUGCUAAUCUCCCAUUCAACCAUAUCCCAAAGGUACUCUAGUGGAUUAAAAUCUGGUCACUAUGAAGUCCAUUGGUCCCCUAUGCUGGAGAUCAUUAACCCCUUAGGGACAUGCGCCGUAAAUGUACAACGCUGCAUAUCGUCAGUGCCGCUUUCUUCAUUCGAAGCAGGUCCCAGCGGGUGUCAGCAGCCACGGACCCGCCGGUAAUGGCAUACAUCAGCGAUCGCGCUGAUGUCUGCCAUUAAACCCUCAGAUGCUGUGAUAAAUACAGAUCACAGCAUCUGUGGCAGUGCGGUACUUAAAAUGUCUGAUCUGAUCGCCCUCGCGGCACUGCCACGGGGAUCAGAUCAGCCAAGAUGGUGGACAGAGGUCCCUUCUCCUUCUGCACUGAUCUGCCUUCCAGCAGACCAGAGCAGAAGAUCGCCGAUAAUACUUAUCAGUGCUAUGCCUUAUGCAUAGAACUGAACAGUAUUAGCAAUAUAAUGACUGCUAUAAAUAGUCCCCUGUGGGGACUAAAAAAGUGUAAAAUUUAAAGUUUAAAAAAAAGUGAAAAAGCCUCCCCCAAUAAAGUUUUAAAUAACCCCUUUUCCCAUACAAAACGAUAAAUAAUAAACAUAUUUGGUAUCGUUGCAUGCGCAAAUGUCCAAAUUAUAAUGUUAAAGAUCAGACUUCAAAAAUAUUUUAUAAAUAGCGAUCAAAAAGUCACAUAUGCGCAACCAGAUCAUGGUGCAAAAAAUGAGCCCUCCCUGAAUACGGAAAAAUAAAAAGAGGUGGUCAAAAUAGGGCAAUUUUAAACGUACUGAUUUUGUAAAAAAAAAAAAAAAAGUUUGAGAUUUUUUAUAUGCAGUGCAAAAAGAGUUAUAGAUUUUAGAAGGCGAGGCGGAAAAAAUGAAAACGCAAAAAUAAAAUUUGCUGUGUCCUUAACCCUUUAAGGACUUAGCCCUUUUUCACCUUAAGGACUCGGCCGUUUUUUGCAAUUCUGACCACUGUCACUUUAAACAUUAAUAACUCUGGAAUGCUUUUAGUUAUUAUUCUGAUUCCGAGAUUGUUUUUUCGUGACAUAUUCUACUUUAACGUGGUAAAAUUUUGUGGUAACUUGCAUCCUUUCUUGGUGAAAAAUCCCCAAAUUUUAUGAAAAAAGUGAAAAUUUUGCAUUUUUCUAACUUUGAAGCUCUCUGCUUGUAAGAAAAAUGGAUAUUCAAAAUAAUUUUUUUUUGUUCACAUAUACAAUAUGUCUACUUUAUGUUUGCAUCAUAAAAUUUAUGAGUUUUUACUUUUGGAAGACACCAGAGGGCUUCAAAGUUAAGCAGCAAUUUUCCAAUUUUUCCCAAAAUUU
Molecule: messenger RNA, 4639 nt
Organism: Hyla sarda
Lineage: Eukaryota; Metazoa; Chordata; Amphibia; Anura; Hylidae
Exons: 4
Coding region: 123-1577 (484 amino acids)
Source: RefSeq, a predicted model, not a curated record